Lycium ferocissimum is the source of this 2840-nucleotide messenger RNA. RefSeq names its product tRNA threonylcarbamoyladenosine dehydratase. The record is from RefSeq and is a predicted model, not a curated record. The transcript is spliced from 11 exons. Gene Ontology annotation, molecular function: tRNA threonylcarbamoyladenosine dehydratase activity; ubiquitin-like modifier activating enzyme activity. Lineage: Eukaryota; Viridiplantae; Streptophyta; Magnoliopsida; Solanales; Solanaceae. Gene Ontology annotation, cellular component: plastid. Gene Ontology annotation, biological process: cyclic threonylcarbamoyladenosine biosynthetic process. Bases 52 to 1452 code for a protein of 466 amino acids.
CCUUCAUUGAUUGGUUUAACCUAAACCCACUGGCGGCGUGUGGGAAGGAAAAUGGAAGAAAAAGUAAAGAUUUUAGCAUUUAUUGGAGCUGGUGCUCUAUUGGGUUCUGCUGCUACACUUGCUAUUUCCAAACUUCUUUCCAGUCCACUCCCAAUUAACAACAACCAAAGUGUUGGAAAUGGGUAUAUAAGCGAGUCGCUAAAUUCAAAUGAGCUUCCUGCAUCCAAAUGUAAUGGAAUGGCUACUUCAAACCCGUUGGCUGAUGAAGUGGUUUCUGAACAACUAACAAGGAAUAUACAGUUCUUUGGCCUCGAAGCCCAACAGAAAGUGACUGCAUCAUAUGUUGUGGUAAUUGGUCUUGGAGGAGUUGGAAGUCAUGCUGCAUCCAUGCUUCUGAGGUCAGGUGUUGGUAGGCUGCUACUUGUGGAUUUCGAUCAGGUGUCAGUCUCCUCAUUAAAUAGACAUGCUGUUGCCACAAGAGAGGAUGUUGGUACCUCGAAAGCCCUAUGCCUUAAGAAGCACUUCCAAUCAAUUUUCCCAGAGUGUCAUAUAGAUGCAAAAGUUAUGUUAUAUGAUUCAUCGUCUGAAGAAGAAAUUCUCUCUGGCCACCCUGAUUUUGUCCUUGAUUGUAUUGAUAAUAUCGACACAAAGGUGGCACUUCUCGCUGCUUGUGUUCGAAGAGGUUUGAAAGUUUUAUCUGCAACUGGAGCUGGCGCAAGGGCUGAUCCAACAAGAAUUCGUGUGGCUGACUUAAGAGAGUCCACCAAUGACCCUCUAUCUCGAGCUGUAAGACAUCGUUUGAGAAAAGAUCAUGGUAUUGAUGGUGGCAUUCCUGUGGUAUUUUCUCUAGAGAAACCCAAGGCAAAGCUGCUUCCCUUUAAAGGGCCCAGCGGAGAAGAAGAAAAUCCUUCAGAUUAUCAAAUAGUGCCUGGAUUUAGGGUCCGCAUCAUUCCAGUUCUGGGGACUAUACCUGCAAUUUUUGGGCAAGUAAUGGCUUCCUAUGUUGUGACUCAACUAGCUGAAUUGCAAGUCCAUAUGGAACCAGUGGUGAACUUUGAUACGGAUCACUAUGUAAUCCUCCAUCAACGCCUUAUUGAGCAUGAAGAGUUGCUAUAUGGCACAUCGAUGCAAGUGGAGGUAGAUGUUGAAGAAGUUAUGUAUAUUACCAAAGAGUUGUGGCAUGGGAGAAGUUCAAGGGACCUAUCCGUUAAAGAUGUAGGGCGUGCAAUGUGGCGUUCAGUGAACGAGUUGAUGCUUGUGAGGUGGGAUAAGACAAAGCCAGCUUCAGUUUCGAAUCUACUCCUGCUAAGAUUUAAGGAGGCUGACGAACACGAGUCAAGGUCACUGGAAGAUAUAAAGGAUGAAGAACCAGAAUUUUUUGUUAGGGUGACAAAUGUGCUGAAGCGAGCAGAAUUGGAGUUUGGCUUUUAUAGGAUGGUUCAGGAAACCUGAAGAUCCCACACAGAGAGACAAGUGAAACUCAAAAGCUGUCUGAAGUGAGAAUCAUCAAGGUUUUGAGUCUGGUUUCUUUGGUGAUGGUGUUUAGAAUACUUCAAGGAGCAAACAACUUGGAAGUAGCUGAACACUUUUGACCAUAUCAAAGAGCUUAUUUAGGGAUUUCUUGUAGUUGUUGUAUCGGGGAAUGUGCGAUAUAGAAUCAUUUUAACACUUUUAUUUUGGUAUAUCAGUCCUAAACGUCAAAAUGAAGACCAAUUGCAAAGAGUUGCAAGUUUUUGAUUUAGUAGACAAUCACCUCAACAACACAUUCCCCAUGUGGUUGGAAUUCUGCCAGAGCUGCAAGUUUUAAGCUUGAGAUCAAAUAAAUUGCAUGGAUCUAUUAGAAUUUCAAGAGUUAAAAACAUGUCUCCCCAGCUUCGACUAGUAGAUCUAUCUUACAAUGUCUUCUCGGGAAACUUACCUACGAGUCUGUUUCAACAUUUGAAAGCAAUGAGGUCAUUUGAUCAAACAAUGAGGUCAUUAGAAUUUCUUGGAGAUGGAUAUUAUGAAGAUUGGAUAACAGUUGCAACGAAGCGCAUGGAGCUUGAACUUGUCAGAAUUUUGACUGCUAGUACGCUAUUGAUCUUUUAAGUUAUAGAUUUGGAGGGCAUAUUCCAAGUAUUAUGGGAGAUCUCAUUGCACUUUACGUGUUGAAUUUAUCUCAUAAUGAAUUGCAAGGUCAUAAGUCACCAACACUCGGAGAUUCAAAAGAUAAAUCUCCGAGUGAUGAUGGCAUAUGACCUUAGAAUUCAUUAUGAGAUAAAUUCAACACGUGAAGUGCAAUUAGAUCUCCCAUAAUACUUGGAAUAUGCCCUCCUAAUCUCUUUGUUAAAAGAAGAGUAAUGUACUAGUAGUCAAAAUUCCGACAAGUUCAAGCUCCAGCGCGUUGGUUGUAACUGUUAUUCAAUCUUGGAUAAUAUCCAUUUCCAAGAUAUUCUCUAAUGACUUUAUUGUUUGAUCAAUUGACCUCAUGACUUUCAAAUGUUGAAACAAACUCGUAGGUUAGUUUCCCAGCAAAGCAUUGUAAGAUAGAUCCACAAUUUGAAGUUGGGGAGAUAUGUUUUCAAUUCUUGAAGUUCUAAUGGAUCCAUGCAACUUAUUUGAUCUCAAGCUUAAAACUUGCAGCUCUGGUAGAGUUCCCAACCACGUGGGGAAUGUGUCGUUGAGGUGAUCGUCUCCUAAAUCAAGAACUUGCAACUCUUUGCGAUUGGCCUUCACUUUGAGGAUUGUCUCCAUUCAUCUUAUUUGAUCCAAAAAGAUGUUUUUGUCAUAUCAGUGAUUUGUGCUGUGAGAAUCACUUCUAACUUAAUGUUCUUAUUCAAUAGAAGUAAUUUUUAAAAGCA